AUGACGGCCCCUAUUAUCGCGGCGUUCUUAUGGCUGGCCACGGUGAAAGCGGCAGAUCGGCCGAGGAGCCUGCUCGACCAGAAUGCUGCUGCGCUUUCACCACUACGGGCAGAGGUCCGUGAUGCCAUUCCGACCCAUGUCAUUCCGAUGCGAGAACACAAGCUGGCUCCUUCUACUACCAACCUAGCCUUACAGCGCCGAGCCAACUUUCCUGCCCGCUUGAAGAACAUCUAUGAUGUUUACUACAGCAUCGACCUUGUCGUCGGCAACCAAACUAUCCCAGUCAGCGUCGACACGGGCUCUAGCGACACCUGGAUGGUGCAGGAGCCAUAUGAGUGCGUCUCCUUCUGGUGGGACGAGGCUGGUAAAGAAACCUGCGGCCUCGGAUCUGGGUUUAAGGGGAAUCUAUCGGGAGGCAUCAUCCCCAACCUCCCACCCUUUGUCCGUUCCUACGUCGACGGUACGUUUGUCAGUGGCGUGUACGGGCGGGAGGACGUCAGCAUUGGCGGAAUUACGGCGCACAGCCAGCGGCUUGCGCUCGUCAACUACACCUACUGGCACGGCGAUGGCCAAACCUCGGGUCUUUUGGGUUUGGCAUACCCAUACUUGACCAGCCUGGACGGACCCGAUCAGAACCAGCCUCCGUAUGAUCCGGUGUUCACGACCAUGUGGAAGAGCGGCGCCAUUGAUCCCGUCUUCAGCAUCGCCCUGUCGAGGCAUGAGGAUCAGGGCAACAACAACAACACUGGUGCGGAUCCCGGCACGUCUUCUAAGCAAGAGUCCUAUCUCGCUCUGGGAGGAUUGCCGCCGGUGGACGUGGACGAGACGACGUGGGCGAGGACAGAGAUACACGGCAUGAGGGCUAUCCCGCAGUGGGGCUUUGAGACGGACGAACGGGGGAUGUACAUUGUCAAGCCGGACGCGUUCGUUCUGCAAAGGGGCGGAAAUGGAACGGAUGCCGGGGAGGAAUUGGUCAGGAACACCACACAGGUCCCAGUCUUGGUCGACGUUGGGGCAACGCUGAGUUACCUACCCAAGGGCCUGGUCAACCAAAUCUACGCCGCCUUUGAUCCGCCGGCCAAGUACAUAAGCACAGGCGGGCUCUUCUACGCCCGCUGCAACGCCACAGUACCGAGAUUUGGCGUCCAGUUUGGGAAUUCCACCUUCUAUAUAACCUCGGAGGACUUGCUGCGGCAAACGGCGCGUGAUCCGACAGGCGAGUGGUGCCGCAUUGGAGUGACAGACACGGACACGCCGCCGCACGUGCUGGGGGUCAGUUUCUUGACCAAUGUCGUGGCUGUGUUUGACGUUGGGAAGUCGGAAAUGAGGUUUGCGGCAAGAAAGAGGUAUUAG
Molecule: messenger RNA, 1353 nt
Organism: Parathielavia appendiculata
Lineage: Eukaryota; Fungi; Ascomycota; Sordariomycetes; Sordariales; Chaetomiaceae
Product: acid protease
Exons: 3
Coding region: 1-1353 (450 amino acids)
Biological process (GO): proteolysis
Cellular component (GO): fungal-type vacuole
Molecular function (GO): aspartic-type endopeptidase activity
Source: RefSeq, a predicted model, not a curated record